UGAAACAGAACAUUCUCCAGAAAAAAAGAAACACAAAAAACUCCGCGGUUCGGACGACACGACGACCGGCGUUGAUUAACCGCUCUCGGCGGCACCCGAUGCCGCCCCCCGCCACGCUCCCCUCCUUCAACGCCUUCGUCGCCUCGCUCGCGCGCUCCGGCAGCCCCUCGCAAGCGCUCCUCACCUUCCGCGACAUGUUCGCGCGGGGCUUCCCGCCCGACCACUUCACCCUGCCCCCGGUCCUCCGCAGCUGCGCGCUCACCGGCUCAGCCGCCUUCGCUGCCUCCUCGCACGCGCUCUCCGUCAAGAUAGGCGCCCAGGGAAACCUCUUCGUGGCGUCCGCGCUCGUGCAGUGCUACUCAGGUAUGUCCAACCUCCCCGAUGCGCGAAGGGUGUUCGACGGAAUGCGCGAGAGGGAUGCCGUUCUGUGGACGUCUAUGCUGUCCGCGUACGCGCAGUGUGGGCAGCCAGAGGAGGCUCUGCGGCUGUUCCAAGGGAUGGUGGUGGCCGAGGUGCAGCUGGACCCGGUGGUCAUGGUCAGCCUUCUUCUCGCGUGUGGCCAGCUCGGGUGGCGGCGGCAUGGGAGAAGCGUGCAUGCAUGCUGCAUUCGGAUGUUCCUGGGGAUGCCGUUGCCUCUAGGGAACGCGCUUGUGGACAUGUAUGUCAAGUGCGGUGAGCUUGAAUUUGCUGAACGGGUAUUUUCUGUGAUGCCCAGGAGGGAUGUUAUCUCGUGGAGUGCUCUGAUUGUUGGCCAUGGUUUGAAUGGUCGUCCUGAUGUUGCUUUGAGGCUCUUUGAUGAAAUGGUGGCCAAACGAGUGGUACAGAACUCAGUCACCUUUCUUGGCGCCCUGUCGGCCUGCGUGCAUUCAGGCAUGGUGGACAAAGCGUAUGCUAUAUUCGAGCAGAUGAAAAAGCGGGGCAUCAAGCCUGAGCUGAAGCAUUACUCUUGCAUGGCUGAUGCGUUAGGGAGGGCAGGCCGUGUUCUUGAGGCAGUUAAACUCACAGAGGAAAUGCCUUGCCAGCCUGACGAGGCUAUCCUGUGUAGUGUAUUGGCAGCUUGCCGAGUUCAUGGUGAAAUGGACGCUGCGGAACGGAUUUCAAAGAGAUUGAUGGGCAUGUCUCCUGCAAAGAGCGGGUACUACAUGAGCUUGGCGAACAUAUAUUCAGAUGCUGGAAGGUAUGAUGACGCAGAGAGAAUAAGAGGCUUCAUGAAGGAAGUUAAAGUCGACAAGCUUCGUGGAUAUAGUUCAGUUGAACUGGAUGUUUCUCUCUCUGAACCAAAAAAGGUAUAAUUAGUUCCGUAUAGUGCGCAAUGGAUUUUGAAGCACUUGAGCAGUUUGGCAAGCCUGGUGACAUACAUUCAGUGCAGCGUGUGCUUUGAAGAAAAAUAUAGGCACCUGAUGGAAGGGAAGUGCAAAGACUUGGCAACUCAACAAGACAGUUUUGGGGAGGUUUAUGACAUCACAGAGAGAUGCUGAGUUAGUGCAUUCAUAGUGGAAGCUUUGUUUAUGGUAUUAGCAGCAUGGAGUUAGUAUCGUCAAAGUGUGAAGUGUCAAGAGGUGUGGCCCACACCGUGUGGGGAAGGCAUUUCUUUGAGCAGACAAGGACAAAAUUCAAGAGGCUGAUGAAACAGCACAUGAUGAUCACAUACAGGAAGCACACCAUCCUCCUACGUGUACUUCAGUCAUGAGAGAAUAUAUGGCUCUUGCUUGAUGAGUUGCCAAUGGGGUUCAAAUAGCUUCUGAAACUGACUCAAAAGAUUAUCUUCAAAUAUCUGAGCAUCUGACCAGCAAGGUCUAAAUUAAGAUCAAUGUUGUAUUCACUGGAAAGUAUUUAAUAAGAAAAUUCAUUGCAGGUACCACUGUUAACUGGUAAGGCUUAUUCACUAGUACAAUUUGUCCUUUGAGAUUCUGUGGAACUGGACUACCGGAGAGGAAGGCAACAAUGUUCUUCUGUGGUUUCUAAUUUUUGUUCGCCAUGUCAAUGAUUGAUUUGGUAACUGA
This is a messenger RNA of Hordeum vulgare subsp. vulgare (domesticated barley), 2003 nucleotides long. RefSeq names its product pentatricopeptide repeat-containing protein At4g14170. The record is from RefSeq and is a predicted model, not a curated record. Gene Ontology annotation, biological process: RNA modification. The coding region runs from base 99 to 1292 and encodes 397 amino acids. Gene Ontology annotation, molecular function: protein binding; RNA binding. The transcript has a single exon. Lineage: Eukaryota; Viridiplantae; Streptophyta; Magnoliopsida; Poales; Poaceae.